AUGGGUAAUAAGUUGGGAAGGAGGAGGCAAGUGGUAGAUGAGAGGUAUACAAAGCCACAAGGUUUAUAUGUCCACAAAGACGUAGACCAUAAGAAGCUCAGGAAACUCAUUCUUGAGUCCAAGCUCGCACCUUGCUAUCCUGGUGACGAGGAGUCGUGCAAUGAUCAUGAAGAGUGCCCUAUUUGCUUCCUGUAUUACCCAAGCCUCAACCGAUCACGAUGUUGCACGAAAGGGAUCUGUACAGAAUGUUUUCUGCAGAUGAAAAAUCCUAAUUCAACUCGUCCUACUCAAUGUCCGUUCUGUAAAACUUCAAAUUAUGCUGUGGAAUAUCGUGGUGUAAAAACAAAAGAGGAAAAGGGUUUGGAGCAAAUUGAAGAACAAAGAGUAAUAGAAGCAAAGAUUAGGAUGCGACAACAAGAGCUUCAGGAUGAAGAGGACAGAAUGCAUAGAAGGCUAGAAUCAAGUUCUUCCAGUUCUAACAUUGCACCUGAGGAGGUUGAUUGUGGCUCUGUAGCAGUUCCAUCCGAUGCAUCAGCAGAAAGCAAUGAAAUUGUUUCUUCUCAACCAUCUAUCAGAGAUCCUGCAUUGUCUAGACCAAACAGGGAUGAAGACUUUGACCUUGAUCUCGAGGAUAUUAUGGUAAUGGAGGCAAUCUGGCUUUCUAUCCAGGGAAACAGCCGACCAAGAAAUAUGUCCUAUGAUUUUUCGUCCGAGCAGUAUGGGACACAAUGCUUUAUGCCACAAAACACUGCUGCUCAACCACCGGUUGUUGCUUCAUCAUCUUCAUCAUCAUCAUCAUCUCCUUCUGGCGGUCUUGCCUGUGCAAUUGCAGCCCUUGCCGAACGUCAGCAGAUGGUCCCUGGGAAUGUCGUGUCAACAGAUGACGUACACUGUAACAAUAGCUUCUACAGCACGCUGAGCCAGCAGCACGCAGAUACUUAUGCUCAACCUGAGAGCUCCAGCAAUGUGUCGCCUAAUUGCCAAAUCAUAGUGACAAGGGACGAUGCAGAAUGGAUCGGAAAUCGUGGAUCCGAUGCUGCUGCCGAAGCGGGCACGAGUUACUCGACAAGCUCCUCUGAUACGACGGCAGAAGAGUGUGGAAGGUCUUCCUUAUCACCAUUGCCGGCUUCAACUUCCCGGCCACCACUGCUGAAUGAGAUGGGAGGACCUAUUCUUCCUGAAAGCUUUGAGGAGCAGAUGAUGCUGGCCAUGGCAGUUUCGCUUGCUGAGGCUCGAGCUGUAACGACAGGAAGCACGUGGCAAUGA
Molecule: messenger RNA, 1266 nt
Organism: Linum trigynum
Lineage: Eukaryota; Viridiplantae; Streptophyta; Magnoliopsida; Malpighiales; Linaceae
Source: the annotation of a GenBank genome assembly